AUGGCGGCCAAGAAAAGAAAGGCUGGUCAUCGACAGCCGUCAGCAAAGAAGAACGACUCGGCCUUGCAAUCAAAAUUCAGUGUCGACGAAACUUUCGACAACUCCGAAGAUGAAUUCACUGCCGGCCGCGAUCAAAUAUUGUUAGAAGAAGGCCCAGAAGCGAAAAGACGGCGCAAGUUUCAAGAAGAAGACGCCCUUCUCGAACCCUCCGACGAAGAAGUCCUUGGAUAUGACGAAGCUGAAGAUGACGAGGAUGAGGAUGACUAUGAAGAUGGAGAGGAAGAUGAUGAAGACGAUUAUACAUAUUCCAAAUCAAAAAAACCACGAUUCGCCGGAUCAGACUCGGACCCGGAGGCAAGCGGCGCCAGCGAGGAGGAAGAUGACGAGGGACUUGAAGCAUGGGGUUCCUCGAGGAAAGAUUACUAUAAUGCCGACGCGAUUGAGACAGAAGCAGAUGCGUUGGAAGAGGAGAACGAGGCAAAGAGAUUACAACAGAAGCAUUUGAAGGCUAUGAAGGAGGCUGAUUUCGGCUUCGACGAAAUCGACUGGCUGGAAUCCGGCCAAGGAGCCGACGACAGCAAAGAUGGCAAGGACGGUGUGGUCACAGAGAUUUUACCUCAAACGGAGAUCACAGAUGACAUGGGCACCGAGGAACGGCUCAAGGUUCUCAAAUCGCGAUAUCCCGAGUUCGAGCCUCUAGCAAAAGACUUUGUCGACCUCCAGCCGGAGUACGAAAAGGUGCUAGCAGAGGCCCAGAAAGCGGAAGCGGUUAUAAAGGACUUUGAGGGUUCAGUCCCAAUAUCGAUCAUUAAGUUUCGAGCCUUGGCAUCCUACUUGGGCUCAAUUAGCAUGUACUUGGCUCUACUCACAUCUCCCGCGGAGGACAAUGAUGGCAAGGCAAUUGCACUAUCGCCUGCCGAUCUGCGGGAUCAUCCCAUAAUGGGAGCUUUGGUCAAAUGCAGGAAACAAUGGGAGACCGUGAAGGAAUGGAGUGUAUCCGAUCUUCCUGCGUCUGAAGAUGUCGAGGUUGAUGACCGGGAAGUGUCCGAAGAACCUGAAAUGGCCGUGCAAGUACCCGUCAAAGAAAAGAAAUCAGCUAAGCCGAGUCGGAAAGAAAAGAAGUUGAGCAAAUCACAACAAGCGGCAGAAAAGGCUCAAGCGGAAGCCGAAGCACGUCGGGCCGCCAAGAUUCAAAAAGCCGAAGCCAAUCUGGCUGAUCUGGCUGAUUUGGUCAAAACAUCAAGCAAGAAAACCAAAGCUUUGCCCAAGCAAACAUCUCGAUCUCAAGAAGACGACGAUUCUGAUAUUGGCGACGAGGGCGCUUUGACGGCUCGCGAAGCCGAGGAAAAAGCCCAGAAGAAACGCUCUUUGCGAUUCUAUACUUCUCAGAUUGCGCAAAAGGCCAACAAACGAAGUGCUGCUGGUCGGAAUGCCGGUGGUGAUGAAGAUUUGCCUUACAGGGAACGUCUCAAGGACCGCCAAGCACGUCUCAAUGCAGAAGCUGAGAAGCGCGGUCGUGCCCGAGCAAACGAGGCUGAGCAACUAGGCGGCGAGUCUGAUGAGGAAGAUCACCGUCUCGCGCGUGAGAUACGCGAUGACAACGCAGGAACAGACGACGAUGAGUACUACGACAUGGUUGCCGCUCGUAACAAACAAAGGAAGGCGGAUAAGAAGGCCCGCGCCGAAAUGGCAGAGGCUGCUCAACAACAAGGGCCCUUUGAGGAGAUCGAGGAAAUUGGCCCUGAUGGCAAACGUCGUAUUACUUACCAGAUUGAGAAGAACAAAGGUCUCAUGGCCAAGCGAAACAAGGACGUGCGUAACCCACGUGUUAAGAAGAGAAAGAAGUUUGAACAGAAGAAAAAGAAGCUUGGAAGUAUCCGUCAAGUCUACAAGGGAGGUGAAGGCCGUGAGGGCUACGGUGGUGAGCUUACGGGUAUCAAAAAGAAUCUUGUCAAGAGUGUUAAACUGUAA
Talaromyces atroroseus is the source of this 1971-nucleotide messenger RNA. RefSeq lists its product as hypothetical. Gene Ontology annotation, cellular component: small-subunit processome; nucleolus. The transcript is spliced from 2 exons. The coding region runs from base 1 to 1971 and encodes 656 amino acids. Lineage: Eukaryota; Fungi; Ascomycota; Eurotiomycetes; Eurotiales; Trichocomaceae. Gene Ontology annotation, biological process: maturation of SSU-rRNA from tricistronic rRNA transcript (SSU-rRNA, 5.8S rRNA, LSU-rRNA). The record is from RefSeq and is a predicted model, not a curated record.